Penicillium angulare is the source of this 558-nucleotide messenger RNA. RefSeq lists its product as uncharacterized. The record is from RefSeq and is a predicted model, not a curated record. The coding region runs from base 1 to 558 and encodes 185 amino acids. Lineage: Eukaryota; Fungi; Ascomycota; Eurotiomycetes; Eurotiales; Aspergillaceae. The transcript has a single exon.
AUGGUUUCCUCCAGCGAUGAUGUGGCCGCAUCCAAACCCGCCCCGGCGCCGUCGGACCUGACGCGCUCUCCUCAACUUCCACAACCCGACACGGCGUCCCCUGAAUCUAUAUAUCAUACAAGCAUUUUGAAAGAGUGUCUUGACUCGUCACUGGAAUUUCUAUCACACGCCAGCAACGAAAGGCUGCUCGGUGUACUAUCCCUCCUUUUCAUUGGCACCUAUGUCAUCUUAGGACGAGUUGGGCUUAUAUUGAUUGGGGCCGCAUUGGGCGUCAUUCUUCAUGCAUCGUGGGAGGGUCCCACCUCGGCCAACAAUGGCGACGAUGGUUUACCAAUAUCCACACGGCGACCGAAGCUAGCCCUUGAGGUCUCCAAACGAUUGUUAGACUGGUCUCUUCACCAGCCCUCCGCCACAGACAACGACGGCAACAACGGCAACCUGGUUGCUGCUCCAGAGGAUCUGACCUUGUCCGACCUUGAAUUUUCCUCUUUCCAGCCUCUGACUGCUGCUGCGUUGAGGUCGUUCACGGAUGCUGUAAUCAAUGACUAUGUGAAGUAA